Messenger RNA from Mus caroli (Ryukyu mouse), 2280 nucleotides. NCBI's taxonomy places the organism in Eukaryota, Metazoa, Chordata, Mammalia, Rodentia, Muridae. The record is from RefSeq and is a predicted model, not a curated record.
GCUUACAAAUGAGGUCAUUUUGGGGUCUUGAUACUUGCAGUAUCAUUAUGAGAGUGGGUGGACAGGGUGACCAGUGGGAAGCCAGCCUCAUCUACGUGGUCUCUGGUCUAUGUUCAGGGAUUAUGAAGUGUUUAUUGGCUCCACCCGACUUCACCGUUUUAAACACAGAGAAACCAGGAAAAACCAGGGCAAGAGCUCGUUGACUCCCUGGCUCCAAUCAUCUGAUGACCGAGAUACCAGCAAGUGACCAGCUGGUGGCCUCCCUUUUAGCCUGCUGGCUCCUGUCCACCACUGCCCAGGUCACCAUUGAAUCAGUGCCAUUCAAUGUGGUUGAAGGAGAAAAUGUCCUUCUUCUUGUUGACAAUCUGCCAGAGAAUCUUAUAGCCUUAGCCUGGUACAGAGGGCUGAGGAAAAUUGUUGUAUACACACUGAACACUAAAGUAAGUGUGAUGGGGCAAAUGUACAGUGGUAGAGAGAUAGUGUCCAGCAACGGGUCCCUGUGGAUCCACAAUGUCACCCGGAAGGACACAGGAUUCUACACCCUACGGACCGUAAAUAGACGUGGAGAAAUUGUAUCAACAUCAUCCAUGUACCUCUACGUGUACACCUCUCUUUUCAUCUGUGGGCGUCCUUCCUUCCCUGCCAAGCUCACUAUUGAGUCAGUGCCGCCAAGCGUUGCUGAAGGGGGAAGCGUUCUUCUCCUUGUUUACAACCUCCAGGAUAAGCUUCGAGGGCUUUCCUGGUACAAAGGGGCAUAUGUGUCUAGGAACCUUGAGAUUGCCCGACAGAUAAUAGCCAAGAAUUCAAGUGUGCCAGGCCCUGCCCACAGCGGUAGAGAGACAGUGUACAGCAAUGGAUCCCUCCUGCUCCAGAAUGUCACCCGGAACGACACUGGAUUCUACACCCUACGAACUCUGAAUAGACAUCGGAAAAUGGAAUUAGCACAUGUACAACUUCAGGUGGACACCUCCCUUUCUUCAUGCUGUGACACUCUUGACUCUGGCCAACUCAUCAUUGAUCCAAUGCCACGGUAUGCUGCAGAAGGGGAAAGCAUCCUUCUCCGUGUUCUUAAUCUGCCUGAAGAUGUCCAAGUUUUUUGCUGGUACAAAGGAGCAUUGACCUUCCAGAUCUUUAAAAUUGCAGAAUAUAGCAGAGCCAGGAACUCCAUCACCAAGGGGCCUGCUCAAAGCAGAACAGAGAGAGUAUACACUAAUGGAUCUCUCCUGCUCCAGGAUGUCACUGAGAAAGACACGGGCUUGUAUACUCUACAAACGAUAGACAGAAAUUUCAAAAUUGAAAAAGCACACGUGCAAAUCCAUGUGAACAAGCCUGUGACACAGCCCUUCAUGAGAGUCACGGAUAGCACAGUUAGAGUACAGAGCUCAGUGGUCUUCACUUGCUUCUCAGACAACACUGGGGUCUCCAUCCGUUGGCUCUUCAACAAUCAGAGUCUGCAGCUCACAGAGAGGAUCACACUUUCCCCAUCAAAAUGCCAACUACGUAUAAAUCCUGUCAGGAAAGAGGAUGCUGGAGAGUAUCAAUGUGAGGUCUUCAACCCAGUCAGCUCAAAGACCAGUCUCCCAGUCAGCCUGGCUGUGAUGAAUGAGUGACCCCUCUUCUCAUCCUACAGCAGGGGGAGGCAUUCCUUUGUUAAUAGGGUACAAAAUGGAUGAAAGUUACAUAGUAAAAAUUGUCAGUCUCCAGUCAUGUACCACCAGCAUGGUGGCUCAUGCCUGUAGUUUUGACAUAGCAGUGUGUAGAAGAACAGGCCACCAUUUUAAGUGAGACUUCGUGUCCAAAGGAAAAUAAAGACAUCAGUAUGGUAAACAGUAUUGCAAAUGUGUUAAGAGUUUAGGUUGUGGAUCUAGUAUAUCACUAGCCCUGAGAAUCCAUGGCAACUAGGUUCAGGAGUUCCCAAACUUCAGGAUUCUCUGAGUGCCCUUUUAACAUGGUACAGUGUCUGCACAGAGACAAACAUGCUCUCAUAUACUCCAAUAGUGUCACCUAACCCCAAAGCUACCUGGACAUCAGUCACCCAUGGGAAGUGAGGAAGUGACAGAAGGGACUGCCCAUAGUUCUCAGUGCACAUAACUGGCUACUAGAUAGUUUUGAUUCACAGUUUCUUUGAUGCACAGAAUUGAAAUAUUUUUGUGUAAAGGACAACUGGAGUGUUUCUAUCCCAAGGGUGGCAGUCACAGUGUGACCUUGCAUACAAUUCUUUGUCAUAUAAAUAUACAUAAUAUAGAUGAUAUAUAUAAAUAUAUAAUAUAUCCAACUCUA